ACAGCAGAGACCUCGUCAACAGCUCCAAAAAAAUACCAACGCAACCAAUCUCUCUCUCUUCCUCUUCUGUCAUAUCCACCGUAGCGUAGAGUAGUCGUGUCUCCCUCGUCGUCCCCUCAGCGGAUUCCGAGGUGGUUGGAGAGGCGUACGCCUAGGUAUCCUUGAUGAGUUCUUAACUCUCCACCCCUUUGUUGUCUUUAACCAGGUCCAGCGCCCAUAUGACCAUGAGCAAAGCAAUGUCGGGGCCACUUGACCAUUACAGAAAAUCUGGUCUAGAUGGCACCCCUGAGGAGAGGCGAGACAGAAGAUCCGAUAUUGAGAACUCUGAGGAUGAGAGGAAGACCAGGAUUGGAUCUCUGAAGAAGAAGGCGAUCAAUGCCUCUGCAAAGUUCAGAAAUUCAUUGACAAAAAGGGGUAGGAGAAGUAGUAGGGUCAUGUCUGUCUGCAUAGAGGAUGUGCGUGAUGCUGAGGAAAUGCAGGCUGUUGAUGCUUUCCGCCAAACUCUCAUUUUGGAAGAAUUGCUACCAUCAAGACAUGAUGACUAUCAUAUGAUGCUCAGAUUUCUGAAGGCCAGGAAGUUUGACAUUGAGAAAACAAAGCAAAUGUGGACUGAUAUGCUUCAAUGGAGGAAGGAAUUUGGUGCUGACACAAUUGUUGAGGAUUUUGAAUUCAAAGAGCUUGAUGAAGUCUUGGAGUACUAUCCACAAGGUCAUCAUGGUGUAGAUAAGGAAGGCAGGCCAGUCUACAUUGAAAAACUAGGACAAAUUGACACCAACAAGCUAAUGCAAGUUACAAACAUGGACCGGUAUAUCAAAUACCAUGUGAAGGAGUUCGAGAGGACAUUUAACACCAAGUUCCCAGCUUGCUCGAUUGCUGCAAAACGACACAUUGACCAAAGCACAACAAUUAUUGAUGUGCAAGGAGUGGGGAUGAAACAAUUCAACAAGGUUGCAAGGGAUUUAAUCAGCCGUCUUCAGAAAAUUGAUGGUGAUAAUUAUCCUGAGACCUUGUGUCGCAUGUUCAUUAUCAAUGCAGGUCAGGGAUUUAGACUUCUAUGGAGCACUGUGAAGAGCUUCCUUGAUCCAAAGACCACUGCAAAGAUCAAUGUUUUGGGAAAUAAGUACCAGAGCAAGUUGCUUGAAGUGAUUGAUGCCAGUGAAUUGCCAGAGUUCCUCGGUGGCACUUGCAACUGCAAAGGAGGUUGCCUUCGGUCAGACAAGGGCCCAUGGAAAGAUCCUGAAAUUAUGAAUAUGGUGCAAGGUGGCAUGGCAAGAUAUGGAAGGUGCCAGGCUCCUUCUAGCACAGACGAGAAAACAAUUUCUGAGGAUGAGAUAGUGUACCAUAAGAGGCAAGACUCUUUCUGUGAUGAUGUGCGACCUCCCUCUCCCGGAAUGUCAAGGGUGAUCGAGCACCCACACUUAUCGCCUGUUCGGGAGGAAGUAGUCAGUCCGAGUUACAAGGCCCAGAGAGCCAUGGAGAGCUUCCCUACUCCAGAUGCAGACGAUGAUUAUAUCCCAAUGGUCGACAAGACUGUGGAUGCCAGCUGGAUUAAGGAAGUGAUGGAUGAGAAACAACUUGCCCUCUCUAAAGGUGCCUACACCCUAGCAGAUGUUUAUAAAGGUCCUGACGGGUUUAGCAACCACAUCCUCGCCGGAGUCAUGGCCUUUGUCAUGGGCAUCGUCACCAUGCUCCGCGUGACCCGUGUCGUGCCAAAGAAGAUCGUUGAUGCAGCCAUCGACCACGUCAGCCCCGUCUACUGUGCACAGACGAUGGUUAAAGCCCAGAUGCACCAGCAGCUGCCCGCAUCGACUGUCUCAGCUGCUGAGUACUCCUCCGUCAUGAAGCGCCUCAUCAAGCUGGAAGAGACCGUGAACAUCCUAAGCAUGAAGCCGGCUGAGAUGGCCAUUGAGAAGGAGGAGCAGUUGAAGGCUGCCGUGAGCCGUGUGGAUGCCUUGGAGGCAGAGCUUGCAGCAACCAAGAAGGCUCUGGAAGAUGCUCUUGUUCGACAGGAGGAGCUUCUUGCUUACCUUGACAAGAAGAAGAAGAAGAAGAAGAGCAAGUUGAACCCAUUUUGCUGGUAAAUGGAUGGAGGCAAAGGAAGCCGCAGGUUUUGAAAAUAAAGCUGUGAAUUUGACGUAGCUGGCUGAGAUUCUCUUCUCAGAAAAUACACUUGACUGUAUUCCUUCAUGUUUGGAUUUGCCGAACUGACCACUUGAAUAUAAAACUCCAUGAUUUUCUCAAGAUGAAACUGUUCCCUAUUUA
Elaeis guineensis (African oil palm) is the source of this 2262-nucleotide messenger RNA. RefSeq names its product phosphatidylinositol/phosphatidylcholine transfer protein SFH12. The record is from RefSeq and is a predicted model, not a curated record. Lineage: Eukaryota; Viridiplantae; Streptophyta; Magnoliopsida; Arecales; Arecaceae.